Messenger RNA from Platichthys flesus (European flounder), 996 nucleotides. RefSeq names its product translocase of outer mitochondrial membrane 20b (gene tomm20b). Gene Ontology annotation, biological process: protein targeting; protein import into mitochondrial matrix; tRNA import into mitochondrion. The record is from RefSeq and is a predicted model, not a curated record. Gene Ontology annotation, cellular component: mitochondrial outer membrane translocase complex; mitochondrial outer membrane. Lineage: Eukaryota; Metazoa; Chordata; Actinopteri; Pleuronectiformes; Pleuronectidae. The transcript is spliced from 5 exons. Gene Ontology annotation, molecular function: transmembrane protein transporter activity. The coding region runs from base 130 to 570 and encodes 146 amino acids.
CAGGUCCUCAGGGGUCCUCACUGCCCUGAGCCUCCGCCUGAUCCCAAAUCACCGGAGAACAUCUCGACUUUCACCGGAGAAUCACCGGAGAACCUCUCAGCGGAACCUCCGGUCGAGGCAGCUGGAGGAAUGAUGGGCGGCAGGUCGAGUGCGUUAGCUGCGGGGCUGUGCGGGGCUCUGCUCGUCGGCUACUGCGUCUACUUCGACCGGAAGAGACGGAGCGACCCGCAGUUCAGGAGCCGGCUGCGGGAGCGCAGGAGGAAGCAGCAGGCAGCGAAGGAGAGGGACGGUCAGGCCAAGCUCCCGGACCUGAAGGACGCUGAGGCGGUGCAGAAGUUCUUCCUGGAGGAGAUCCAGCUGGGGGAGGAGCUGCUGGCUCAGGGAGACUAUGAGAAAGGUGUGGACCACCUGACCAACGCCAUCGCCGUGUGUGGCCAGCCUCAGCAACUGCUGCAGGUCCUGCAGCAGACUCUGCCGCCGCCCGUCUUCCAGAUGCUGCUCACCAAACUGCCCAGCAUCAGCCAGCGUAUCGUGAGCGCACAGAGUCUGAGUGAGGAUGAUAUAGAAUGAGGAGAAGGCUGAGAGGAAAACGACCCCCCCGCCCAACCAUCACAGACCUCCUCGUUACAAGAUGACCCCCCCCCCCCAUGGCGUCCUGAAGGAACUUGUCACAGUUUUGCUUAGGUUUUUUUUUUUUAACAGAAAUUACCGUUUUGGGUAAAGUCAGAACUUUUAACAGGCUCCAACAUUAAUGAUCAGGUUCUGACUCACUGGCCCGGGUCUGUUUCAAUCAGCUGCUGACGGCCUCGUCCACCAGGGGGCGCUGUCAAACCUCUUCAUGAUGUCUCCCAAUCACAUGGUCUCCUCUGCUUCUCAGUAUUUAUUGUUCUGUUCUCAUCUGUCUGAUGCAAACACUUUUUACAAAGUGAUGAAAUGUUUUGUUUGUGUUGGACGAUGAACCUCUUUAGAGAAAUAAAUAAAAAGCUGAACAGUGAA